CACCAAUGAAGAGUGCCUUUGGCUUCACCAACCAGUACACCCACCCACCUGGAGCAGGCUUGCGAGCAAAUCCCAGCAUCUUCUUUUACUCCACGCAGCUUCCCAAGACCACAACAGCACCACUACGUCAAUUGGUCCUUGCUACUCAGAUUCACACCAAAAACAUAUCACCACACCAAACACAACCAGCCACGAUGGCCGACGACAAGACCCAAACUCCCGUCCCACCGCCCGCACUUCCAACCUUCACGGCCAGCCCAGCUCCAGCGCCCGUUGGACUAGUGUCUUCUACGGCCGCCGUCGAUAGCAACAAUGACGACGCACAGACAGCUCGAGAGCAGUCCACGAACCCUCCAGAUGUCAAAGAGGAGGCCGACGUGGACAUGGCCGACGUCUCCACAGCGCCGACACACCAGCAGCAGCAGCCUCUCAUCACCACAGAGAAAUCCCCCGCGCCGAGCGCUCCUGCCGCGGCGGCGACCUCGGCGCCGUGCACGAGCACGCCACUGCGACAAGCAAACGGCGUGGACGGCGGCGGCGGCGGCACUUCUUCGCGGGCGGCGUCGCAGCACCCCGAGUCUGGCGCUGGCGGCAGCAGCAGCAGCAGUCACCAGAUGCCCUCGACUCCUGCGGUGCACGGCGCGCCAGUGCGGCAAUACCUGAACCAGAAUGUCACAGGAGUACUGCUGGAGGGCAUGAAGCAAAUCGCGCGCGACCAACCCCAAGAUCCCCUCAGAGUACUGGGGGAAUAUCUUUUGAAGGCCUCUAGAGAGCGUGAGAAGAUGGUGAGCGCAGCAUAGAGAAUUCUAGCGGAAGACGCCGCACGGGUAUACUGGGACGGGUUCGAAGGGCGGAGUUGCCGGGGACAAACCUCCCUUUCGGUCGAAAUUCAAGCAAGCAUGGCAUGGCCUAGCAUAGGAGCGCAUCUUUCCCCCCCCUUUUAUUCUGCGAUUGAUAAAAAGCAUAGGCGUUUGGUCACACAGGGGCAAAAUUCAUCAGCACUUUUCAACAGCCAGCUAUGCGCGCUAGCUGUCAACGGAGCCACAGUUCCAUGACAUUUUAGGGAGAUGAUCUGGACAAGGCGUUCAGCAGAUGCAAUCAUCAAAGUGCUGUUAUUUCGAAUACAACAUAAUCGAAUUUCACUUCAUCCCACGAUAAGGCAAGGUGCACUGCAA
Molecule: messenger RNA, 1175 nt
Organism: Microdochium trichocladiopsis
Lineage: Eukaryota; Fungi; Ascomycota; Sordariomycetes; Xylariales; Microdochiaceae
Exons: 2
Coding region: 6-800 (264 amino acids)
Cellular component (GO): Set1C/COMPASS complex
Source: RefSeq, a predicted model, not a curated record